UCCGAUGUCUGGUUGAGGGUUUGUGCUGAUUUUGGUUCAUUCUGGUUUAUUCAGGGGUUUGGAGAGAAGAGGUAUGUGUUUGUAAUAUUACAUUUGUCGGUUCGAUUUAAUGUAUCUGAAGCGUUCAACAGAAAGAAAGGAGCAAGGUGUUUGAUUUUAUUAUUUUUAUUUGUUGACAGGGUAUCCGCUAUGGAGCUGGUACGGGAGAUGAAUCCAGUGGCGGCGGUACUCGUGGUAUUCAUCGCAGGAGCGGAAGCAGCGCCUCGCAUCGCGUUUACAAAUCCCUCUGACACUCCUGCUGAACAUAACAUCACGGACACAUUGGAGAGUCUGGAUGACCGAGCAUUUCAGCUGGGAAAAAUAGCCGUUUCUUCCUCUCCUUGGAUGCAACAUAAGGAGACUUGGGAUCCUUCCCUUGGAAGGAGGAAGGACGUCCAACGACGGAGGACAAGGAGCAGCAAGUGCCAGGCGUCCUCACCGGAUCCUGCGAGCUCUAUUUUCAACUUCCUCAGCGGCACCGUGCUACUCACCAACCUGGCAGUCAACAUGAUCAUCAGCAUUUUGAAUAGCAAUUCCAUCACGGUCGAAACGUCCAACAUGAACAUGAACUCCGCGAGCGUUCGACGUCGAGGUCUUCCACACAGCUCGAGGGUCAGGAGGUCGAUCGAGGGCGGAAGCGUCGAGUGCGUGUGUCCGGACAACAUCGCAGGUCACAAUGCAUCGACAGGACGAGAUAUUUCGAUUUCUGACACAGUUCCGGGCUGGGAACUGCACCAGGAGAGAACCGACGCAGACCCAACCGUCGAAACCAAGCGAGACCAACAGCCCUUAUCCCAGGCCGCAUCCAACACCUCGCGGGCUGCGGAUCCGGGACUGGCGGAGCUUCCUUCAAUCUCCGCCGCCCUAAUCAACCGAGAGACGAUGGGCUGUCUAUCCUGGAUCAUCUGCAAACGACUCACUCUCAAGCGUCAGUCUUCCGUAGUUGACUGGGUCGGCGAAAACCUGGGUAUUUCCAUUGUCGAAGUGGAGGUGUUCUCUUCACUGACUAAGGCCCAGCAAGUGCUCCUUCGUCGGGCUAUUGUGAAGGGCAGAUACUCCGCUUCUUGUGAUGUUCUCGGCAAAGACUGUCUUUUGUUUACCUCCGAAUAAAUGGAAAAUAGGAAAUGUUUCUCUUUUAGCAACCUUCUUGAAUAAUAUCAUUUACAUUUAAAUAUGUUGUAGGUAUAAAGCUGCUAACACAGUUAUGUUU
This is a messenger RNA of Penaeus monodon (black tiger shrimp), 1249 nucleotides long. Its product is annotated as ras guanine nucleotide exchange factor E-like. Lineage: Eukaryota; Metazoa; Arthropoda; Malacostraca; Decapoda; Penaeidae. The record is from RefSeq and is a predicted model, not a curated record.